Molecule: messenger RNA, 1605 nt
Organism: Aspergillus heteromorphus CBS 117.55
Lineage: Eukaryota; Fungi; Ascomycota; Eurotiomycetes; Eurotiales; Aspergillaceae
Product: acyl-CoA dehydrogenase family protein
Exons: 4
Coding region: 229-1416 (395 amino acids)
Molecular function (GO): oxidoreductase activity, acting on the CH-CH group of donors; flavin adenine dinucleotide binding
Source: RefSeq, a predicted model, not a curated record
GUCACAAACUAGAGGGAGAUCAUGUGCCUCACGUGACCGGAGGCGAGCCUCGGCCCCGAGGGAGUUGCGAUGCGGGGAAGGGAAGGAGGGCCGAUGAUCCCCGACUGGUCGCAUUUCUCGUCCACCUCCUGAUCUCAUCGCCUUCUCCAUCUCCUUCUCCAUCUCCUCUCACUCACUCACUCACUCACGCGCCGGUCGCAUUCCUCCUCCACCACCACCACCACCACCAUGUCCCAACCCCCCACCAACCCGAUCCCGUUCUCCGAACCGCCCUACCUCUGCGGCCUCCCCUCACCAUACUACACCGCCAGCCACCGACGAUUCCAAAAAGCCUGUCGCGACUUCAUGUGGGAGCAUCUGCUCCGCCACGCCCUGGAAUACGAGAGGGCCGGGGAGGUGCCAGAGCAUGUGUACACGACGUUCUGCAAACAUAACAUGCUGCUCCCGAACAUGGGGGCGCCGUUGCCGGUGGAAUGGCUGCACCGACUCGGGAUAUAUGAUAUCCUGGGGGUGAAAGUGGAGGAGUGGGAUUAUAUGUAUUCGGGGAUAUAUUUUGAUGAGCUCGCUCGCUCCGGCCUCGCCGGCCCCGGAUCCUCGCUAAACGCAGGCUUCACGUUCGCCAUCCCGCCGAUCCUCAAGUACGCCAGUCCCGAAUUCCAAGAGCGGUUUCUCCCCGAGCUCCUCACGGGGCAGAAGCGGUGCUGCAUCGCCAUCACGGAGCCGGAGGCCGGCAGCGACGUGGCCAACAUCACCACGACGGCGACCAAGACUGCCGAUGGGAAAUAUUAUAUCGUGAAUGGGACGAAGAAAUGGAUAACAAACGGCAUCUGGUCCUCCUACGCCACCAUGGCCGUGCGCACCGGCCCCCCGGGCGCCGCCGGCCUCUCCGUCCUGCUGGUCCCCCUCCAAAACCAACCCGGGGUAAGCAUGCGCCGCCUGCACGUAAGCGGCCAACUCACCAGCGGCACCACAUACAUAACCCUCGAGGACGUCCACGUGCCGGUAACCAACCUGAUCGGGCCCGAAAACCACGGAAUGCAAAUCAUCAUGAAGAACUUCAACCACGAGCGCCUCUCGAUCGCGGUCGGGGUAACCCGAUCCGCGCGGGUGGCCCUCUCAACCGCAUUCGCCUACUGUCUCCGGCGGGAAGCGUUCGGGAAGGCCCUGAUGGAGCAGGCAGUCGUCAGGCAUCGUCUUGCGAAAGCGGGGGCGGAGCUGGAGACCAUGUGGGCAUUUCUGGAGCAGCUGCUAUACCAGCUUUGCCAUUUGGAGAAGGAGGAGGCGGAUCGGAGACUUGGGGCGGAGGUGCCCGGGGCGAGGAUCCCUGGCGGGAGUGAGGAUGUCUUGUUGGAUCUGGCGGUGAGGCAGUUGGUGAAGAUUUAUACCAGGGGGGAGGGGGAGAAGGCGAGGAUGUAGAGAUUCUUUUCGAGAUCUCGGGGUUUGGCUAGCUUACUGUGAUUUAAAGGGAGGGCUUCCAGUUUACAAGGUAAUUGUGGGUCUGGUUUGUGGAUUAAUUUGGAGUUACAGGUAUGGUGCUCAGAUGCAGCUUCAUGUAUAUCGCGUGUUUCGGAGCUUAUGACAGAGGUUCAUUUAUACUGAAGUUUG